Kogia breviceps (pygmy sperm whale) is the source of this 1921-nucleotide messenger RNA. Its product is annotated as cytoplasmic tRNA 2-thiolation protein 1-like. Gene Ontology annotation, molecular function: tRNA binding. Gene Ontology annotation, cellular component: mitochondrion; cytosolic tRNA wobble base thiouridylase complex. Gene Ontology annotation, biological process: tRNA wobble position uridine thiolation. NCBI's taxonomy places the organism in Eukaryota, Metazoa, Chordata, Mammalia, Artiodactyla, Physeteridae. The record is from RefSeq and is a predicted model, not a curated record.
AAGCCGCCCCCCCCACCCCGCCUCGCCAGGACCCCGCGAUGCCCGCCCCGCAGUGCGCCUCCUGCCACAAGGCGCGAGCCGCCCUCCGCCGUCCGCGCUCGGGCCAGGCGCUGUGCGCCACCUGCUUCUGCACCGCCUUCGAGGCCGAGGUGCUGCACACGGUGGUCGCGGGCCGCCUGCUGCCGCCCGGCGCCGUGGUGGCCGUGGGCGCCUCGGGCGGCAAGGACUCCACGGUGCUGGCACACGUGCUGCGCGAGCUGGCCCCGCGCCUGGGCAUCUCGCUGCACCUCGUGGCCGUGGACGAGGGCAUCGGCGGCUACCGGGACGUGGCGCUGGCGGCCGUGCGGCGGCAAGCAGCACGCUGGGGGCUCCCGCUCACCGUCGUGGCCUACGCAGAGCUCUUCGGGGGCUGGACGAUGGACGCCGUGGCCCGCAGCACGGCCGGCUCCGGCCGCAGCCGCUCCUGUUGCACCUUCUGUGGGGUGCUGCGACGCCGGGCGCUAGAGGACGGGGCGCGCCGCGUGGGAGCCACGCACGUCGUGACGGGACACAACGCGGACGACAUGGCGGAGACGGUGCUCAUGAACUUCCUGCGGGGCGACGCGGGCCGGCUGGCGCGGGGCGGGGGCCUGGGCUCUCCGGGCGAGGGGGGCGCCCUGCCGCGCUGCCGCCCGCUGCAGCUGGCCUCGCAGAAAGAGGUGGUGCUGUACGCGCACUUCCGCCGCCUGGACUACUUCUCCGAGGAGUGCGUGUACGCGCCCGAGGCCUUCCGCGGCCACGCGCGCGAGCUGCUCAAGCUGCUGGAGGCGGCGCGGCCGUCGGCGGUGCUGGACCUCGUGCACUCGGCCGAGCGCCUGGCGCUGGCGCCGGCCGCGCGGCCCCCGCCCCCCGGCGCCUGCUCCCGCUGCGGGGCGCUGGCCAGCCGCGCGCUCUGCCAGGCCUGCGCCCUCCUGGACGGCCUGAACCGCGGCCGGCCCCGCCUGGCCAUCGGCAAGGGCCGCCGGGGGCUGGACGAGGAGGGGCCGCCGGGUGGCGGCGGGAGCCACAGCCGUCCGGACCCCCGACUUCGGAGCCCGUCCCCGGCUUCUGGAGACUCCAGUUCUCCGCUGGGAUCCGACGACGUGGGAGUGCGGGGCCGCCUGUAAAUGACACUGUGAAGGUACCCGAGUUACCUUAGCGCGGGCUUCGGUGUGAGGUUGGGAAGGGGUCGGAACCCCUUACCUGUGGUCCUGCAGAAGCUGGGGCUCUGCGCUCCUGGGGCUGCGGAGGACUCCUGGGUGUCUGGGGGACCCCUGGGCCUCAGAGAGGAGAGAAUUCAACAACUUUCCCUUCCUGAGCGAGUGGGAAUUAGGGGGCCGCUUGCCUGUACCUCGGUGGCGUUCUGGGCGUGCUCAGAUAGUCCUAACCCUUCUUGAGCGCCUGCCGUGUGCCUGAUGUUUCAUGUUUGCCUGCGGUGGGAUAAGCAAAGCCAUGUAACUUGAUGGGCACAUCCGUUACAGCAGUCGUGGUGCUUCUGUGUGAGCGCUGUGUACGGGGCAGGCGCUGGGUCCUCUCGUUGCUUCCGCACCACGAUCUCAUUGGCUGUAGCCUGAGUCCCAUAACUGGCCCGAGGUCACCUCGCUGGAGCCCCAACUGGGGGCUCACACCCAGGUCUGCCUGGGGCUCCUCAAGACGGUGUAUUUAGUCCUUAGCCACCUUUCCGCGCCCACCACCACCUGAAUCUCUGUGUGAUGGGUGGGGAGCCGCUGGGUGAGCUCCCCAGACAGAUUUCUGGAGGCAGAGCUGGGUGAGCCUGGGUCAGUGACUUAACCUCUCUGGUCUUCCAUUUCCUCCUCUGAGAAUGGAAUCAAAGCCUCCCACCGAAGCACUGUUGUGAAUAUUUGAUAAAGCGCUCAAUAAAUGGUGUCCGACUUGGUUGUUC